Messenger RNA from Homarus americanus (American lobster), 978 nucleotides. RefSeq names its product predicted GPI-anchored protein 23. The record is from RefSeq and is a predicted model, not a curated record. The transcript has 3 exons. Lineage: Eukaryota; Metazoa; Arthropoda; Malacostraca; Decapoda; Nephropidae. Bases 1 to 978 code for a protein of 325 amino acids.
AUGCAGUGGCAGCAGCAACGGCAAGAAAGAAGCAGCAGCAAUGCAGCGAUAGCAGCAACGGCAGCGAUAGCAGCAAUGGUGCGGCAGUGGCAGCACAGUAAUGGUGUGGUAGUGGCAGCACGGUGUGGUAGCAGUAACAGCAACGGUGUGCAGCAUACCAGCAACGGUGUGGCAGUGGUAGCAGCAAUGUGCGCGGUAGCAGCAACGCUGGUGCGGCAGCAGCAAUGGUGGCAGCAGCAACGGUGUGGCAGCGGCAGCAGCAAUGUGCGGCAGUGGCAGCAGGCAACGCGUGGCAGCGGCAGCAGCAACGGUGCGGCAGGGCAACGGCGUGCAGUGGCAGCAGCAACGGUGGCAGUGGCAGCAGCAAUGGCAUGGUGCAGGCAACGGCGUGGCAGCAGUAGCAACGGUGCGCACGGCAGCAGCAACGGCGGCGGUAGCUACAGCAGCAACGGCGCAGCGGCAGCAGCAACGGCGUGGCAGCGGCAGCAGCAACGGUGCGGCAGUGGCAAGGCGGCGGCAGCGGCAGCAGCACGGCGCGUCAGUGCAGCAGCAGCAACGGCAGCGGCAACGGUGCGAAGCGGCAGCAGCAACGGCGGCAGCGCAGCAGCAACGGCGGCAGUGGCAGCAGCAACGGUGCGGCAACGGUGCGGCAGCGGCAGCAGCAACGGCGGCAGCGGCAGCAGCAACGGCGUGGCAGUGCAGCAGCAACGGUGCGGCAGCGGCAGCAGCAACGGCGUGGCAGCGGCAACGGUGCGGCAGUGGCAGCAGCAACUGGUGCAGCAGCGGCAGCAGCAAUGGUACGGUAGCGGCAAUGGUGCGGCAGCAGCAGCAGCAACGGCGUGGCAGUGGCAGCAGAAUGUGGGUGGCAGCAUUACCAGCAACGGUGGCAGCACAACCAGCAAUGCAGUGGCAGCGGCAGUAACGGCGUGGCAGUGGCAGCAACGGCGCGGCAGUGGCAGCAGCAAUGGUGUGCAGUGA